This is a messenger RNA of Colias croceus (clouded yellow), 2147 nucleotides long. Its product is annotated as CLIP domain-containing serine protease 14D. Gene Ontology annotation, molecular function: serine-type endopeptidase activity. NCBI's taxonomy places the organism in Eukaryota, Metazoa, Arthropoda, Insecta, Lepidoptera, Pieridae. Gene Ontology annotation, biological process: proteolysis. Bases 87 to 1883 code for a protein of 598 amino acids. The transcript has 13 exons. The record is from RefSeq and is a predicted model, not a curated record.
AACAAUUUUGUCACCUAUUGUCACUUAUGACUGUUAUAAUUUUGUAAACAUUUUGUUUGUAUUAAUUUUAAAAAUAAAAUUGUAUAAUGUCACAGCCGAAAGCUGCGAAACCGCUUGUAUUGAAUGAGUUGUUAAUAAAAAAUGUAAACACGUGGGGAAAUGUUCAAUACAAUAUCCCAUUGCGACUGUCUAGCAAUGAAACGAGGACUGCGGCGAGUAUUGCUCAUAGGCAUAUUCCAGCAAUACCACAUAGCUUGGAUUGUAAAAUAGAUGAUCCAUUACCAGAAAGAGUUACGGGACGCGAUAUGGUGGUCGAAAAGGAGUCGUAUAAAACAACAACAGGGGAAUACUGCGUUAAACCAAACCCCAAUAAGGCCAUGGAGAGAGCAGAUUGUGCCAUCAACUGUCGAAGAGUUAUAUUCAUGACCGGUGUUGAGAAAAGGAUACAAAGCAAAAGCAUUGUACAACCAAUAAUGAUAUCGGAAAUGAAAGACAACUUUAGAGGAUUAACAAAAACACCAACAGCGCCACCCGAGGCUUCUGUCAAAGCACCAGAUCCGGAAUAUAUUUUUGAUGUAGUAGCAUCUGGAAGAAAUGAAGCUCCAGUAAUACCAGACAAUGCUGGUGGCUUCAGAAGACUUUUGGAUCCGUAUGUCUCAACUUAUAGAGCGUAUCAUAAGCCCUUCUCAGUGGAGGACCAGUACGGGAUCGGCGCUAAAGACCAGAUCACAUUUUAUUCAGAGUUCAAUGUACCUAAGAUACAUACGCAAGGAGGUCCUAUACAUAUCGGACAACAUGGGUCAGUGCAUCCGUUGCAGCCUCCACACUAUAAACAGAUUGAAGGUAUAUCAAUAAGUGUAGGCGGUCGUCAAAAUGUGGAUGAAGAUCCUGGAAGCGCAGCAUGUCCACCGAAUACCACGUGUGUUCCGAUGAGCGCUUGUCCAUUGUUAGAAGAUUUACUUGAUUACUCGUGUUUUUCAUCAGACAAGUACUUCCACCGCCUCAACGAGUUGACAUGCGGUAGUUCGAACGAAGAGGACUUCGUGUGCUGUCCUUCCUGCGACUGUGGCAAGGUGUACCAGCGAGGGAAACCAGAGUGUGGGCAGAGCAUGGUCAGAGGGGUGGACUAUAACGGUAUGGGAACACAUCCGUGGGUCGCGAGAGUCGGGUUUACUAAAACAUCAUUCGGGAGUUCGGACAAAGAUAAAGAGGCAUUGCGGUUUGCUUGUAGCGGCUCCAUCAUAGCAAAGAGAAUUGUUUUGACAGCUGCUCAUUGCGCGCUGGCAAAACCUGAAGGAUACAAAUUGUCAUCAGUAGUAGUAGGCGAAUGGGACACUGAAAGAAGUACAGAUUGCAAUGACUAUUUUUGCGCUCCCAAAGCUCAAAUGAUAAAAGUGGAGAGCGUCUCAGUUCACCCGGGUUAUGAGCAGAAGAUAUUCCGACAUGAUAUAGCCCUUGUUAUAUUGAAGGAUGAAAUUAAAUAUUCAGUGACAGCCGCGCCGAUCUGUCUGAACGAUAAGCCGGAAAUUGUGAUCAACGAGCGGGCCAUGCUUGUCGGAUGGGGGAAAUUAUCUGGACAGACCAGUUCGGUAAGCCGUCAACAACUACUAGAAGUGCCUCUAGUACCUCUAGAAACAUGUGAGCGUAUCUUCGGCGACUCUGUGCCGAUACAUGAGGGGCAACUAUGUGCGGGAGGAGAAGAGGGAAGAGACGCGUGUUCGGGAUUUGGAGGAGCACCGUUGAUAUUGAAACGGGAUGGACAUUUUGUACAAAUUGGAAUAGUCUCUUUUGGUUCAGAAAACUGCGGCAGCGAAGGCGUCCCGAGCGUUUACACAAACAUUGCACAUUACUAUAAAUGGAUCAUAGAUAAUUCACCUUCUUAAAAUACGCAUGGUGCUUAUAAAUGGGAAAUAUUUUCAUUGUUUUAAAAUAUUUUAAGUAGUGAUGUAAAAAAAAAAAUUCAAUCAGUUAGAUUAAAAUCAAUUUUUUUGGAGACACAUACACACCCUUAAUAAAUUGUGUAUUUAAAAGUAAAUGUCCCAUUUAGAUGCACCUUCAUGUUCUAACAAUAACGUAAAGUAGGUAGUUAUAAGUGCAUAAUAUAUUAAGCAAUAUUUAAGGGCCAUAAUAAAAAGUGAUAAAUUAUU